This is a messenger RNA of Porites evermanni, 17987 nucleotides long. The record is from the annotation of a GenBank genome assembly. NCBI's taxonomy places the organism in Eukaryota, Metazoa, Cnidaria, Anthozoa, Scleractinia, Poritidae.
AUGAGUUCGGUUGCGGUUCAAGUCAUGCCGUCGCCGUCAGCGACUUUUUCCAAAGAUUCACCGAUCGCCAAUAAAUUGGCCUCGGAUCUUGACGCAAAACUUGUGUCUUCAUCUAAACAAGUUCUUCUUCAACGUAUUGAGUUCAAACCCGCAUCAAAAGCGGACGAGCAAUACGAAAAUUUGAAAAAGAAAUACGUCCCACUGAAUUCUCAGUCCUCGAACUACAUGAAUGGGAGUCAAGCUAAGCUUAUGCGAGCUGAAGAAAAGACAAAUUCAAACGAGGAAUUGCCUUCUCCAAAGGUCGUUUUAUUUCCGUGGAAAAAUGUCCAAAUGUCUUGGAAGCACGUUCGAAGAGUCGGCCCCGGAUUAAAUAACAUGGGGAAUACAUGUUUUUUAAAUUCUGUCUUGCAAGUUUUAACAUACACACCACCUUUGGUUAACUAUUUGGCAUCGAAAGAACACAGCGAGAAGUGUAAGUAUGAUAUUAGCACAAUGAUUUAGGAUUAUAAUUUUAAAUUCUCAUGUUUAAAGCACAAGAUGGGUCAACAGUUUGGAUUUAAAAGUUCUCUGUUUGAAGGAAACAAUCCAAACUGUUUACUCAUACUUGAAUUCUGUUUGUUGUUUAUUUUCAAACUUAAUCUUUGGUUUCCAACUAAUUGUUCGGCUCAUCCUGAUCACCUGAGUCAUCUCAAAAUGCGUUUAGAUGACCAAGACGAUCGUAUGCAAACACCUCUGAUGUCAUGCAGGGCAAUCUGAAUGAUCCGUGCAGCUGCAAUAAUUGCCUUUAUACUACUACAUGAGAAAUUUCUGCAAUUUGAUUGGCUUAGAGCAGUGGUAUUCCAGCUUAAUAAUAAUAAUAAUAUAAUUAAUAAUUAUUUGGCAUGCCUACAUGUGAAAAUUACAAACCUUGUGUGGGUAGUAGUAUAAACAAAUAAUAGCAUGAUUUCUAGUGAUAUGUGGCAUAAAUACCACUCGUGAUAUUUCAAAAUUGUCUCGAAUUUCACUCACCUAAUGGCUCAUGAAAUUACAUAUAACAAUUUUGAAAUAUCACUUGUGGUAUUUAUGCCAAAUAUCACUACAAAUCAUGCUAUUACCUAUACAAAUAGAACUCACGGGUAAUAAUCUAAAAUGCUAAAAAUCAUUUUAUUUCUGCUUUUUUUUUUGGACACCUGUUCAGCUUUUUAUGGGCAGUUCUCAAUUUUGAGACACAUCAACAAUCACCAGCUCAGGUCAAUUUCAGACCAUGUAAUAAGACCCAAGAACAGAAAAAACAAAACCAAACCUGUGCUUGGGUCUUAUAAUAGAAUUUUAUUUAUGAUUGUUAGUUAACCAUCUUCUCUCCAGUAGAAAGUUUGCAAGUGUUCUCAGCAAUGCUCCCCUCAUGGCUUAAGAGUGAAUUCCUUUGGAGACCUUCCACACAUACUCAUUUCGUAGUCGUAAACAAUCAGGUGCUUGACAGUUUCAUCUGAGCUCUAAUACAGUGUAGCUCAUGAUCACAAUUAUUGUUUAAAUAAUUAUAAUAUAUUACUUUUUAAGGAAUAGUAUGAUUGCCAAUCAAAUUGUAAAAAAUGGUUUUUAGAAUUAGCAGGAGGCACUGGAAACACUUGUCCUGGAAAUUUGAUUAGGUGGUUCAUUCGGCCUCAGAGCAAUUUAUUGGGAAAAUUCAAACAAUUUCACAGCUUAAUUCUGUAGGGCUUUCUGGUUAACUGCAGGCUUCUGCUUCUAAGGCUAGUGAAAAAAGUCACAGUCAAGCGUACCCCCCAAGAUUGCAUUAAUGGAUCGAUUAUUUGAAAAAUGAAUCUGUUAAGCAUUGCCGCAACCAGUCUCAAAUUCAAAUCUGCAUUCCUGCAUGCGUAAUGAGCCGUGAAUUUCUCACGCUGACUCCUCUGUUUUCGGUCAGAUUGAAAAAUCUUUGAAUGUAUGAAACAUAUAAAAAUAAUUGUUUUAAAGACAUUUACAUCAAAUUCCUUAACUUCGUCUGCAUAUUACAAAACAACAAAUGCACAUGUCAAAAAUCUGAGGCAUGGUUUUUUAGUCUGAUGUGUCAAGAAGCAAUUGCAAUCUUAAUUGAUUUCUUCCAUUUCUUUUUGGCUGACCUGGACUUAAAUGUACAGAAACAUAUACUUUUGCAAAAAGCUCGUCAAUUCUGAGACGCAUUAGUAAUUUAGAUUUUUUAAAGAAAUUGGCUGUAAUCUGCAACUAUUAAGCUUUCAGAAAAUGUACAGUUUGUAGGGGUAAUUAUUAAAGUUACAAUGGCUAACAUGAUCUGCACAAAGAUGGUACUGAAGGUGGGAUGAUACCUUAAGCAGCACAUAUCCAUUAAGGUCCCCCCGUUUUAUCAUAACACUUAGCACUUCUGAUUUAAAUGACUGUGACUUCAACUCCUCGUUGUUUUUACAGGUAGAACAGUUGGUUUCUGUAUGCUCUGUGAGCUGCAGAAACACAUCAUAAGGACUUUCAGUCACCAUCAAGGAGAAGCCAUCAAACCCCUGGCAAUUAUUCAGAAGCUUAAAUGUGAGUUGGAGUCUUUCUAUCAUUUGAUCUAAAUUGGAGGCUUAAAUUCUUUUAUCAAAGGCCCCAGUGACAGUUUGGACAGCCCAAAAACCAUUAACUUUAUUGUGUGAAUUAAACCACUCAAACCUGAUUCAGGAUUCAAGCCAAAUUAGAUACAGUCAACUUCCAAUAACUUGAACAUUCAAGGGAAAUCAAAAAAAUUUAAGUUAAUUGGGAGCUCAAAGCGAAUAACCGGAAGUAAGAGAAAAAACAGUUUUUACUGUACUAACAGUUUUUACUAUACUAAACAUUUUAAUCACAUUUAAUUGUAGAAAAUGUCAAGUGAAAAUGGAACAAUGCAGCUUUCAGAUUAUAAAUCAGAAUGAAACAUAAAAAGCAUAGCUUAAAUAGAGCAUAUGUUUCACUGUUUCAAGAAGUAAAGCUGUUUCACUGUAGAUUUGAAACAAACAAUAUUAGCCUCCACAAAUAAACUAUAUGGCUACAAUACAUCAAUAGUAAGUUCAAUGUUUCGGACUGCAACAUCUGGGGUAAAAUUAUAUAGAAGUGAUCUGAGGGGAACCAAGAAUUCCUUUGAAUUGCGGGAAGUUUGAGUUACAUUUGUAGCAAGGGUUCAAGUUAUCGGGAAUCAACUGUAUGUUGGACUCAUCAAUUUAAACACUAGUCUUUUCAUGUACAUGUACUUAAUGGUAAGAAUUAGUUUCUGGGCAUGAAAAGUUUGAUGUCUGAACUGGGUCAGCAUGUUCUAGCCAGUUCCACUCUGACUGGUAGUCUUUUUUUCUCAGUCAUGCAUCCUAAGUUCCACACAUUAGCCAUUCUUGUAAAUUUACUUCAUCAAUAGCUAACAACAAAUUGAAGGCUAGCCUGUGAACCGCAGACGUAUUUCCGCGUCUGCGGUUCGUAGGCUAAUUGAAGGGUGGCCUGGAAUAAAGCUGCCCCACAAGUGACUUUUGGUAAACUGGUAGAUUCUCCUUUCCAUUUCCGAUGAAUUAAAGGGAGAAUUUGGUAGCAAUAUGGCCACUGUGACAUCAUGUGAAAACACUCUAUUAUUAUGUCCCCAAAGUUUCUGUUGCUUAGUAAUGGUUCUCUCUUCUUCAGUCAUUGCAAAACAUUUAAGGUUUGGCCACCAAGAAGAUGCUCAUGAAUUCUUAAGAUAUGUCAUCGAUGGCAUCCAGAAGAGUUGUCUAGCUGCAGAUGGCUACACAGAGAAGUAAGUGAUAUGUUUAGUACAGUCUCCUCACUAGGCAGGGCUUCUGAUAGGUCGCGGAAAAAAAGUCAAAUUUCAGGGGAUUUUUAGGGACAAAUUCAUGGAAACAUCGACUGAUUUCGCAGGAAUUUCGCGGGAAUGUUCGGGGCUAAAUUGGCUAAAAAGCAAUCAGUUAAAAAAACGGCAGAAUUUGUGGUUAUUUUCAGGGUAAGUUUCGCUAGAAAUUGAUUGGUUUUGUGCUGAUCAGACCAGCGUUUUUAAUGUUUUUCUAACAGAGGUCAUCAUUUGCUCUUUCAACAACAAUAAGCUCCAGAAAUGAACCAAUGGCAAAGCCUUUAACAUCAUGGCUUGUGCCCAGUUUUUUGCAACAUAAUCUACGCCUUGUAUUUUCGGGCAUUGUUUGCAUGUUUCAGUGAUGAAGUUUCAAGAUAAAUUUACAAGUUUACAGCAAGUAAAUAGCCCCAAUAGCUUAGACAAGUUUCAAAAAUGCUGUACAGACAUGUAUUUGAUAAGAUUUCCACCAAAUUUCGCAGUGUUUUGCGUGUUUUUGUGAAUUUUGGGGGAUUUCGCGGAUUUACCUCAAUUUCGUGGCUCUGAGGCCACACGAAAUAUCAGAAGCCCUGACUAGGAAGGCAGUGCAUUUGUCUUCAGUGAUGAGAAUAUUCAAGUAGAUGCUUAUCAACCAUGACAAAUGUUUUUUGUUUGAACGACCUGAGGGGAGGUCAUUAUCUGAGUCGGAUAUUGAUUUUGUUGCACUGUAGGCUUGACAGAAUGUCAAAACAGACCACAAUGGUACAUCAAGUAUUUGGAGGCUAUUAUAGAAGUCAAGGUAAGAAUCAUAGAAUAUAUUUUUUACUAGCAUCAACUCCUGUGCAGAUUGACGAUCAGUGAAUCUUAGAGAGGUGUCCAAUUAACGAAAAUUAAAUUAGUGAAGAACGGGAAGAACCAAAUCUAGUUGUCCUUUGUCGUAGAAGAGUCCUCAUAAGUAGAAAGUUGACUGCAAAAAAGUUUGAGGUUAAUUGAUACAAUAAGUUGUGGACCCAUUUUUUUCCUGGAUUUAUGCUCUUAGGGAAAGUCCAUUAAAUCCAGGGAAACUAUGUUAAUUGUGUUCAUGCUAUCGGCAAAAUCUUAAGCCCAAAACACUUUUAGUUUCAGUGUGCUUGCAAUGUUAUGUAGUACAAUGUAUAUGUUUUACCUAUUUAUUAUGUUUAUUUUUAGUGCGAUGUUUAAAGUGCAAAAACAAUUCCAACACAUUUGAUCCUCUAAUGGAUAUAAUGCUUGAUAUUAAGGUAAAAUUGUUAAAUAUAUCUUAAAUGAUAAUUAUUUAUGCAUAUGUAUAAUCAUGAUUCAGUUACAUUUUUGAAUCAUUCAGUAAUAAUAUUACUAUUUAUAAAAUAACUAAGAUAUAACACACCCUCUGAUUGGCUGAGAGGCAUGUUUUCAUGAGAGUAUGUAAACAUGGUUGUGACAUCAAGAUGUUUUGCUUGUUGCACAUGGAAAACAUUUUCUAUUGCUUGAAUGUGAAUUUGUGGAUAGAGUAUUUAGAUAGGAAUAAAAGGCAAUUUCCUCUAGAUAGUACAUGAUUGUGCUAAUUGUUAUAGUCAUGUCCUGUUUUCUGCUUUGCCAGCAUUUACCAUCUGUCGAGAAAGCGCUUCAAAGAUCUGUUAAAAUUGAGUUAUUAGAUGGAGAAAAUCUCUAUAUGUGCCCAAGGUUUGUAAUGUUUUUUUUGUUAAAUAAUUUUGUUGUUGUUGUUGCAGUUAAUUUUCUUUAUUUCAGUCCAUUUUUGUUUUUUGUUAAUUUUUUCCUUUGUUUUAAAUUCAUUACCAUACAUUACCUUACCCAGAAACAAUGAAAAAACAAAAAUUAACUGCAACAUAUACCACCAUGUUUUAUGGUUGCACACACAAAUAAAGUAAUAGUGAUUAGUAAAUCUUAAUAAAUUAUCCUCUGACCUUUAAGGGCUUUUCAGGGAAAAUUAAGGAAAAUUAAACAAAACUCAAGUUAAAAAAUAAGAACACUGAUUUUGGCGCUGCUUCGCACAUGGGCUUAACCAGAAUUUAGUUUCCUCUGUUUGGCCCAGCUGCAGUACCAGGAGAACAACCUUACUUCAUCUGCCCAUCAUGUUGUUAAUAGCUUAGAAAAAAGAGCUUGAUUUUUUUUAUUUCAUUGUUAUUUUUUUAUCGUUUUCAGGUGUAAAAGAAAGGUUCCUGCCCAUAAACAGUUUCUUAUCCACAGAGCACCAAACAUUUUAACGUUACAACUCAAGAGGUACCUUUUAUAUUAUCUCUUCUUUAAAAGUAAACUGCUAUGCUAUACACACUAGCAAAAGAAGGUAAAAAACAAAAAACUGUUUUAAAAUUACCAGUGUGCAUGCAACUAGGUAUUGCUCUACCAUUUUUGCUCUUGGGCUGAAAAAAUAAUUCAGUUUGAACAAAUGGCUUGCCCGUUUUUCUCCCUUGCGAUUUCGCUUCCCAGCUGUCUCCCUGUUUUUCAACUGCUAUGCAUCCCAGAACUGUUGCAUCAAGCAAUCAACAAUUUCACUUAUAAUGUCAAGAAGUUUUUUCGGAUUACAUUAGUUGAUAGUUAAUGUUAAUUAUUUGUUAUCAUGUUCAUGUCCAUAGAAGAUUUUUUCAUCUUUUUCUUUCGACGAAUUUUGCGAGCUUGCGCCAAGAAAAAAAGAUGUAAUACUUUUCUCAUUUACCCACUCCCACCUCGUUGAACUGGUGGUUAAUAAAUUCCCGGCGGUUCUUAUUUUACGCACAUGCUUGCUGACCUCUAGACAAAAAAUAGAAGGUCUGUGAACAGGCCACCCUUUCUCACGUUUCCUGUGGUUUUGAAAAGGCAGAAGAAUUUUUACGUAUUUGUUGGGACUUUCAUCUGACCCCUUCACAGCCCUUACCAACUGCCCCUCCCGCCUUGGGAACAUUUUGUCACCUGGUUUUCUGGACGAGCGCAUGUCUCUAACCUGUUAUUACUGCUACUUAUUACUUAACGCUGUAUAUGUUUUCCUGUCUCAUCUCAGAUUUGAUUACAAUCAGAUUUUUGGAGGGAAGAUAUCAAAGCAUGUUGAGUACUCUGAGUUCUUGAACCUGAGGCCAUACAUGACAUCACCGGUAAGAAAAAGGAUGUGUCACUGAACCCAAAAUACCAGGAUUUGUCUCUCGCUUUGGCCUACGAGAUACUACAUUGACUGGGAGAACUGAUGUUGGUAUUUUUGGAUAGAUGAUCACUUAACUUUGUACAAGAUGUGGUCACACAUGUAUUAUCAUUUCCUCUUGAUUCCAUCACGAUGAUGCGUCUUAGUAGGGUUGUCACUAAGAUUUCAAGUUGCUGGGUAAAUACAACAAGUAGGUGGGGAAUUAAACAGCUAAGGGUUUAUUUUGGUUCUGUUUUCUUCUAUUCUCCUUUGCAAGUAACCGGGGCCACGUUCAUAGCAGCCGGGGGAAAUCCCCGUCUCCCGCCUCUUAAUGACUGAACUGUCAGCGAUCUAUCUACGAUUUUCUUAGCGAGCUAAGCAGAAUGGCAGAAUGUUUACAUGAGAUGCCCUUUACGUACAGGAACCACAGUAUAAAGAUUGGCAAAUCGCAGUGGGAUUGCCUAGAAAUCGUCACAAAAUCGCGUUAUAAAUCGCGCAAAAAAAAAUGGGCUUUGACAUUGGUUCUUUCCGUGUGAUUUUCAGGGUCCUCCUAUCAAGUACCGUUUGUAUGCAGUUCUGGUUCACUCAGGAUAUUCAUCUAACUCGGGCCAUUACUACUGUUACAUCAGAGCUUCAAAUGGCGUCUGGUACCAAAUGAAUGACUCUAUUGUAAGUGAAAAACAUUGUCCUUGAACCUUCUUUUGAUAACUAACUGAAUUACAAUGUAUAUAGACCUUUUAAGGUGCUUAGGUCCGUUUCUCGAAAGUCCCACUAACUUUUCGGGCCCGCCUUAAAUGCAAGCAUUUCGAAGAUAAGACACCUAUAUAUCCGAACCUAAAAGGUACACCUUAUUUUCAAAGAUGUUGCUUAUUUUUGUCAAUUAUGGACUCGUGAUUGCAAACUGCAGGAACUGUUUUAUUAACAGAAUCACUUCAUAAAAGAGGAAUUUCGGGGCAUAAAGUUGAGAUAACGUAAAAACUUAAUAGUAUUCUAAAAUCUUCCCCUGUUGUCCCCUUUGUUAUGAAUUUUUUUAGUAAGUUUUGGUGUAGUUACCCUGGGAAGCAGAGGUUUUUUUCUCGCGUGCGGCGAGGAGCUUCGUCAGCCGAAGGCCGAAGACACGAGCGGCGGGUCACUAUAAAGACUUGACCAAACCGGAAACCGCGCAUGAAAAGCCUCUGGCACCCAGGCUAAAAGGUAGUGAACAAAACAGUCGUUUUAUAAAUGGUGAUCAGGUGAUUUUGUUUUUUUUUUUAUUGCCAAACAGGUUCGUCAAGUUGCAAUGAAAGCUGUACUAUCCCAACAAGCGUACUUGCUGUUUUAUACCAGAAUUAGUCCUUCAAAUGAAACUUCCAAGGUUAGUUGGUUCUUUAGUUCAGUAAAGCUUUAAACCGCCCUUGAGGAGCCACGAUCACGUAUCAGUCCCUUUGGCCUAGGCGGAUGACGAAAAAGAAUCGAUUGACCUGUACCCCAUCCAAACCUCUUGUUUCAUUGGUCCCUAUAACCUGCACUACCUAUUGUUUUCAGGGAUAGGGGCUUUGUUAUGUCACCAUCCCUAUUGUUUUCUCAGCCAAUCACAACCUUGUUUGGAGUACUGUAGGUACAGGUCGGCCCAAUAGAAUAGACCGUUUCCUAGUUUCAAAAACUCUCACUUACACAGGGAGGCUAAAAGAUGAGUUUUAUUGGCAGGAGAAUAAAAAUCAAUUUCAUAUCAAUAGCUUCGUACUUAUCCUCGCUUUAAAGAGAGGCUUUGAGCAACUCGGAAAUAGCCUAUUGCACUGAUGUCAAAGUAAAUCUACACCGCUUUAUAGAGUGUUAUGGUAUUUUUGGGAAAGACCUAUCAGUACAAUAUGUUUUUUUUUAUUAAUUUCUAGUCGCCUUUACUGAGCUCUCCUACAUCAACGCCAAAAACUCCUGUCCCCCCGAAAGAGCAUCUACCAAAGGUCAUCCAACAGAAUGGUAAGUGCAGUGUACAUUUAUAAAGUACUAUUGUGUAAAUGACAAUUUUGUUGAGGCGAUUAGACAUGGCUGUGAAAAGUUGAAUGCUUGGAACUGGAGAUUAAGAUAGAAAUUGUAAGUAGAACAGGAAGUUAAAAUCUGUUCGGAAUGUCAGUUUUCAAACCGGUGACUGAAUGUGACCAUUCGUCUUGGAAAUUUGUCAGUAAGAAGCGAAAGAUUCCAAACGUUAUUUAGAUCAAAAGGCUGCCCCCUUCUUUUUGUGUGAUUUGCUUAACAGUACAACAGAAAGCUCUCUUGUCUAUUCACUUAUAUUUACCCACGACACUGUUGUUACAAUUAUUUUAAAUAUUAUUCUUUCCCGAAUUCUCGUUUCUUAGAUGUCGGAACGUCUGUCAAACCCGGGAUUUAUUUCAACCGCACUCCAGCAUCGACCUCGACCAUGCCGAAGCCAUCAACAACGCCCUCAACAAAUCACGCGCCCUCUGUUCCCUUAGCUUCAUCUUCGCAGAGACCCAAGUUUACAUUCACCAUUCCCGUCAAAUCCAAAGGAGUUAAAACAGAUUUGAACAAAGCAAAGACGGAGGAGAAAGAACUCGGAGAAAAGAGCGAGAAUAUCGUAGGUAAAGACAAGGUGGGCAGCCUCUUAACAGGAGCAACUCGCUCAGAGGUCAAGUCUCCAAUAACAUCUUCAGAGAAAAAGCUGGAGGCAGUUACUGAGUCGGAGGCUUCACAAAAUGUGACGGCAAAACCAGAUGUCAGUAACAAAGAGAAAAUUAAGGACUCCUCUGAGAACGUUCCACUGAGGAAAGAAGGAAAAGAGGGGUCUGUUUCUCCGUCCAAGAAGCCACGCCCUCCACCCCUCUUUAUUCCAAGAGCUGUCGCGCAAGGCAAGGGGACGCCAUUGUCUGUAGGUAAGCUGCGUUUGAACAGCACAAGUGAACUCAAUGAUAGAUAGAUGCGAUUCUAUCAUAGAUGGACCGUUGCGCCGUUUGCUUGUUGCAUAGGUCAAGGAACUAUUCUCCUUCAACCCUAAUUACUUUCAUGUUCUAUUUCGACCGCUGAGGUUUUUCAUAGCUGCAAGAACAUACCCGGCUUUCACUUGGCCCGGUUCAGACGCCUUACUUCGCACCAGCCGACUAGAAUCAAAUUAAUUUCGGCCGGUUGAAUUGCUUCCGAAUCUACGCCCGUCCUUGAAGGAGGGCUUAGCCGAUUCUAAUAGGCCACUUUCGAGUUCCAAAAACCCUCUCUUUCAAAAUGAGGCUAGGUGCACAACCUUUCUUGUGAAAAUGAGUUUUAUUUGCAUGAGAAUGAAAAAUGAUGUCCAUAUCAAAGGCGGAGCACCUACCCUCGUUUUGAAACAGAGGCCCGGGGGAACUCGGAAAUGGCCUAUUAAAUUAACCGUUUCGAAUUGAUUCGGCAGACACCCUUCUUCGCUAACCUUCGAUUCGGCUCAAGUGAAGUACGGCGUCUGAACUGGGCUAAUGUAUUCAACACUUUAUAUGCUAACUGAUCAGUUUAAACUCCGUUUUGAACCCGUUCCACAUAGAAAAUGUAAUAUGUCUUUCAGCAAAAGCAACCACGCCGUGGAAAGUCACUCCCAAGACCACCUCUGAGCCAGUGUUUGGUCCCAUGUCCCCUCCCCCGCGGGGGACAAUGCCACCGCAACAGUCACCAUCGUCAGCUAUGUCUGACACCAGCAGUACCUCAAGCGUGAUGGGAAAAACAGGCGAAUGGACAGUUACCGAUAAGACGGUGCUUACACCAGGACCCAGGCUCCCAGAACGACAGCACGCCGGCUGGCAGGUGUCGAGGAAGAGUGAGGACGAAAAAGAUGACGUGGGUGAAGAUAAAGUGGAGGAAAAAACGAAAAAGGAUGAGAAGGGAAGUGAGAAGAAAAAGAAGAAGAAGAAACACAAGAAAGAGAAGAAAAAGAAGAAAGAAAAGAAGGAGAAGAAAUAUGAGAGACUUGAAGAGUCAGAUAGUAGCGAGGAAGAAAAGAAGAAGCGAAAGAAAAAGAAAGACAAAAGCCGUGGUAGUGAUAAAGUUAAUCAAGAACCUAGCACUGAAGAAAAAUCUAAAAGCAAAAAAUCCAAGAGAAAGCAUAAUGACGAAGAUGUCGUUUCUCCAAGUAAAAGGCCGUGCUUAGUGUCUUACGAUGAUUCAAGUUCCAGCUCCGGGAAUGAACUUGCUUCAAGUGGUAAAGAGAACAAGAAAUCGGAGAAAGCUGACUCACGAGAAUCGUCGAGGGAGUCUAGAGGUAGGUGAAAUUACAACACCAGGAAGCUUAAGCAACGAGGACGGCAAAAAAGCAAUUGGUUUAAAUAGGUAAAAAAAAAACAACAACAACUUUGCAGGUGCAUCACGUUUUUUGUGCAUUUCUUUGCAGUCACUGCGUGACUACGACGUGAAAUUGCCUAAUUUCACGUUUUGUGGAGAACGUGAACUCAAGCUAACGACUUUGCUUUUCUUUUCCUGAACUUCGAUACAGUCCUUUAGAAUUCAACUCCAGAAAAAUUUGCCAACAUUUGACGAAUUGAACGAGAUGGAAUAAGCGCGAUUAAGUUUGAAGCAGCUCGAUGUGACCUCUUAAGUGACGUUUUCGUAUCCGUCGCCGUCGUUAGUGCUUAAGCUCCCUCAGACCAUUUCGGUCCGAGUUGCCCCAGGCCUCUGUUUCAAAGCAAGGCUAAGUGCGACGCCAUUGAUAUGAAAUCUCAUGCAAAUGAAACUCGUUUUCACAAGAAAGUUUUUGCACUUAGCCUCGUUUUGAAAGUGAGGGUUUUUGGAACCCCGAAACGGCCUGUUUCAUGGUUCAUUUUUCAAGGCUCCGGUGUUAAGAACAUGUCUCGCAAUUUUUUUGCGUCGAUGCGCGACAAGUAAACGUGAAAAUACUGGGGCAAAAUAAAUAGUAUAUCCAAUGAAGUAUUUAUUAUUGAUUCGUGUGGUUUUAAUGGUUCAAAAGCUUCGGAAUUGAGACUGUACUUUCUAACAUUUCACUGAAAAUUAUGUCAGUAGUGGCGGACUUUCCUGAAAAUUAUGGACCGUUUACACAGAAAAACGACACAGCUGAAACAUGUUUUGUAUGCAAAAAUAUUGUUGCCUAGCCUGUGCUAGGGUUCAGACUCAUUGUAAGACAGUGCAACGAAAAGAUAAAAGUCCAAAAUAUGUAUAAAGAAAAAAUAAGAAAAACAGCGAGUUGUCCCCACUAUCUGAACAUCUGAAACUGGCUAAAACCAGCUGGAUUGAUACGCAAUUUUGGACAAGAGCUUUGUUUGUUUGUCUUUUUAUUUCAACCUUAUUUACACCCACUCUAAAUACUCCAGUUCCAGUAAUUUAUGACGAUGCUCCGAAGAAAAAACAUUGGGCACGGAGGGCAACGUGGGAUGGAUCACGUGCUUCAUCUGCUGUUGAUCAGUUGCUAAGCAGCAGUAAGGGUUUCCAUGGAUACGGUAGUUCAGGUGAGUAAAAUUGGCCAUUUUCCUUAUGGAUAAAAUAUUAAGUGAACUGGUACCAUAAAGUUGUUAACCUGAAAGAAUCGUUUUAGGAUUUAAGUUCAGAACUAUAUCGUAACACAGUAGUGACAUAAAUAAAGCUCAUCACAGCAUAAUAAACAACACCAUAGAAAAAUAACGACCAGUGGCUUUCAACAGGCCCUUUGCAGCUAGUCACUCACUUGAUACAAAGCCGCCAUGCUGGAGAGCUAGAAACGAGCAAAUGAAGUCAGCAUUUUAAAUGAUGUGAGCUCUUUUUUUAUUUCUGUCCCAUUGCGUCCCAUGCUCUCCAGACGGACGUUCUUGUACCACGUGAAUGACUACCCGUAAAGGGUAUAUUGAAUGUUUGCACUUUAAUAAACUUCAUUCACAGACUCCAAAAAUUAGAACCACUUUGUACAGCGCAAUAAACAGUACCACAAGAAAGUACUGCUUAGUAGCUUUCAUCGAAAUAGUCACACUUUAGGAUUUCAUUUACCGACUCCAAAUUUAGAACCAGCUUGUACAGUGCAAUAAACAGUACCACAGGAAACUACUGUUCAGUAGUUUUCAUUUGAAUGGUCACACUUUAGGAUUUCAUACAAUGGACUUGAAAGUUAGAGCCACCUUGUACAACAUAAUAAUUGUACCACAGGAAAGUACUGCUCAGUAGCUAUCACUUGAAUGACCGUGCCCUGGGAUCUCCUUCACAGGCACAUUUAUAUCAUGGAUUUGAUUGUAACACGCAUUUGAAUGUCUGCUUUCUUUCAGUAACAUCUUGGGAUGGCGGUGAAAACUCAGUGGACAACAGCGUUGGUGAAUCAGGCAGAAAACGACAGCGGAGAGACUCGUGGGAUGACGAAUACGACCGAGGAAAGGUAACGCUUUUACAGGGCAGAUGAACAGCAGGCAAUUACCAUGUGGCAUAGUUUCACAGCUGCAGUUUCCCUAGACGUAGCUCCGACUGUCACCAGCUGAUUGGUCAUCACUUGGUGUCAAUCAGAUUCCAUUGUUUUAUACCUUAUUACCGUUAAUUUUGCUUCAAUUUUGGUGACUAUGCUUAGAGCAUAAAAACCCUUUAAAUCAUCGUUCCAAGUCCAUCAUUUCAAUAACUUUGUUCACGCCUUUUUCUUGUUUAGUAUUAGAAAUAUGGUGUUUCACUGUAUAUUUCUCGGGAAAAAGGCGAUCAUUAUUACAUCAAAACACGGCACAAGGAUCUUGUUUCCCAUUACAAUCUUAAUCUGAGAAAACUUUAAGAAAAAAUCGAAAAUACAAACGAAAUGUGCUCGUGCCCCCUGGGCAUCCUAUAAUACUCCUUAAAUCGAAUUAAUUCAACAGUCCAGAAUAUCCCUAAAUUUAAGGACAGGGCCACCUGGUCACGCGACACUUUUCAACCAAUGAGAAGGCGCGCUUGUGGUUAUCAACAAACAAAUCAAAACAUCGCCCCAGUGCUCAAAAAUUUUCAGAACAACGGACGGAGUCGACGGACAGAAUUAAAGAUGAGCUUACGGUACUCGUCUAGGUUUCACGUACAUUUAAUAUUUCAAAGAAAACAUUUCAUGUAAGAGAAUAAGAGCAUUAUUCACUGCAAGGAAUCAUUGGGGUGUUCGAACUGAUUCCGGACGGAUCGCAGUGGUCGUGGCUUCACUGGCAUGGCUUGCAAGAUUUUUGAUAGAAACAAACUGGUCCCGUGUAAAAAUAGCCUUAGAGAGAGUGUGAAAAUUUGUUGAGAUCAUACUAAACAGGAUUGGUACUACCUUUUAGCUUCUACAGGACAAGAAUCAAAGAACCAGUCAUCAUAACAAGAAUAAAAAGUAGUUCAAAUUUAUUAAUUUUUCUUGUUUGUUUUUUGGUGUUGUUUCGUGUUGACUUCACGCAUCUGGUGCUUUCCUUGCUUGCUUUAGUACCUGCAAUGUUUUAAUUUGAUCCCAGAUUCAGUGCAUGUUGAAUGAGUAGCGAAAUACAUCAUUUACACUUGAAAUUUGCCUUCUUUCUUUGAUUGUUUUUUAACGGUGGAUGAACAUUUGGAGAAUCCAGCAACAUUAAAUCUUUCCAGAUUUGGUGAAUUUCAGAAACAAAGCGGUUAGUAUCUACCUUGCGUUUAUGAUCUUCAAUUUCAUCCCCACAAAUUCGGCAAAGUGAGGCGAGAUGUUGGACGUGAAUAUCCAUUAGACUAACAAAGUUGUUUUGGCCUUGAAAAGAAAAAAGGCAAAGGCUCGUAAUAAUGCGAAAAAAAGUAAUAACACGGCUCUGUGAGAAACCCGGGAAUAGAAAACGUACGUGUUUUGGACCUCGGAAUUCAAAACUGGUCUACCAAAAUUCUAGGUUGUCUACCAUCCCCUCAUUCAACAUGAUAAACGUUAAUCGAUAUGACAAUCAAGGAAAAAUAUCUAGAACUUCGUAAAAAAAAUCUGUGAAUCGAAAAAAUAAUAGAUACUUGUUCACCUACCUUGAAAACCGACCAAAAUCUCGCCCAUAUAUCGCGUUGUUUAAAAGAAGAAAUAAGCCACAAAAUGUGCUGAAUAUUUCACGAGACACUUCCAAUAUGGCUUCCGAUACGCUAUCCACUUGAAAAAAUUCUGUAUGCCUCAUGAAAAGUCUUAAAAAUAUGCCUGAGUGCCUCGAAACGAUGACUGAUUCUGUCCGACUCCGUCCACUGUUUUGAAAAUAUUUGACCACAGCGGCGAUGUUUUGAUUUGUCUGUUGAUAAACACAAGCGCGCCUUCUCAUUGGUUGAAAAGUGUCGCAUGACCAGUUGGCCCUGUCCUUAAAUUUAGGGAUAUUCCGGACUGUUCAAUAUGGCCCCCGUAUCUGUAAAAAGGUGUAUUGUCCACUAUCAAGUUAGACACAGAUCGGUUAAUGUAGUAGGGUGUAUUUUUGACAGUUAUUUAUUAUUAUUAUUAUUAUUAUUAUUAUUAUCAUUAUUAUUAUUAUUAUUAUUAUUAUUAUUAUUAUUAUUAUUAUUAUUAUUAUUAUUAUUAUUAUUAUUUCAUUUAGGAGAAGAAAAUUAAAAAGAAUAAGGACACCAGCGAAAGACACCGGAAAGGAAAUCCCUUCCAGCAAGAACACGAGAGACGGAGCUCAAAACAGGUGCAUUUUUUUCAGUGUAGAGGUGAUUUGUUACUUAUGACAAUACAAGGCUUUUGUCGUUUACAAAACAGUUUGGUCACGAAAUUUUAAGCAGUUUUUAAAUGUCACCAAAAAUCGGCGUAAAUGUAAAAACAGGCACGCAGAACUUCUGGUGAAGCCGAAAAAAAAUAGAAAUGCCUAAAGACGAUGCGGAUUAAUGUGCGGAGAAGGUUAAAACCGACUGAAUUCAGGUAACCUUAAAACGUUGGCCCGAUUUUUCCAAGUAUCUUUCAGUUCGUUUGAAAAUACAAUGUACAGAGCUUGGGAGCUAUCAGACUUUGUGCACUUUUGCAGGUUUAAAGUCAAGAACAAGAUGCUUCUCAUGAAGCGUAAAGUUUCGUGUCAUGAUCUUAAUACGUUGUUGUGGGUUUGUUUUCCAGGGCUUCAAAGAUCGUUUUUCUCGACAGCUGUCAAAGAACCACAAGUCGCAUCAUGGCCACUUUCGAUCGCAUUCCUCGCGAAAACACCGGAGGAUGUCCAGUUGAAGAGAAAUACAACUAACUGUCGUGAAACAACAGUACCAUUACCAAACUUAGCACUUUUUGUGAUCAAAAAGUUCCAAAAAGUUCCGUAGGGGAUAGCUUUCCCUCAACAUCUUUGCUCUGGCAAAGAGAAUAACUCUAUAACUGCCAGCCUUCAGUUAUUUUUUAUAUAUAUUGAAUGAGCGUUUCUACCUAUAUUCGUGAGGUCAUUCCGCUUAGUUUUACUCCACAAGACGACGUCACUAAGGGUAUUUUUCAACCGUAUGAGGACCUUUGUACGCGGUGAUGGCCCAUGGCUCUUAGUUGUCCUCGCACUUUUAUCCCAUUCUGUGCAUUUUUACCACACAUUUGUUGGGAGAAUCUUACCUUGCUCGUUUUUCUGUUUAAUCUUAUCAUUUUGAUAUUCAUUUUUCUUCUUAAGAACAAAAGGAACAGGUUUCUACGCACAAAAUUCAUUCAAGUAGUCAUAUCAGUUGAACUGAGCUCAGUAUUUUCAAACAGAGACGCCUUGUACAAUAUGCCGGAUUGUGUUUCUAAAUUAGCUGGUUUAAACUUGCAUAAAUGCUGAGUUUUAAGAUGGUAUCUGUGAUACCGAGUUAAAAUAGACUGCAAAACAUUCCAUAUUUUGCGUACGCGUGAGCAGUCAAACAAAAGGUCUAGAACGAGGCUGAAAACAGAGAGCGAGACUGGGUUUUUUUUCUCUCUCCUCAAACGCCCUACGGGCGUGUGAGGCUCGCGCGCUUCGCGCGCGUAAGACUCUUACUCCACGCUUUUACCGAUUUCUUUACUGAUUUUCGGAAGAAAACCGACUGUUUUGCAGUCUAAGUUAAAAUUAUUUGACAAAAAUUUUUCAAUGCAUUAUUGUAUUUGAAUUGUCGCAGUGUCCAUUCCAAAGUUUAGAGAACGGCCAACUCUCUCUAAUCCAGACAGUGUCCAGAUAGCGUCGGUUUCGACACUAAGUGUUUAUUUUGGAAAGGUGUUGUCUUGUAAAGAGUCAAAGAAAGUAAAGAAAGGCAGAGCCCACCCUAGAUGCCCCUCUUAGAGAGGUUUCUACUACCCUGCGAGAGGUUUCUUUCCAGUAUGCCCUUUAGCAUUUACGAAAUCGUUCGCGUCGCUGUCAGUCGCGUAGUUGGUUCGGUUACGUCUCUUCGUAAAUGCUAAAAGCCAUGCCAGAUAAAAAAAAGCCUCUGCUCGCAGGGUAGGUUUCUACUUUAGGGGGUAAAAAAAAAAAGACUCUGGAACAGUAGGGACCAAUUCUAGGUGUGCGUUUUAAAGAGAUGUCUAUUGAGAGAGUUGGCUAUAUAGUUAAACCGUUGUAAUAAAGACACUUGGCGAGUAACGUUUCAAAAGAAUUUUGCUCUCGACGAGAUCAAGCGAAUUGCUUGAAAGAAUGUUGGUAUUUUACAAGUGUAUAAAGGAGAGGUUGUUCGACUGUUAUAAUUUCCUUUUCGUAAAGAAGUUACAGUAUUUACUCGAUUAAACGGCGCGACGGUAAUUUCUCAUGCGGUGUUUAUUCAAGGGUAGCGUUUAUUUCAAAAGCAUUGGCGACAAUUACAGUAAAUCAUUGAUUAAUAUUAUGUAAAACACAAAGGUGUUUCAAGUUUCAAAAUCUCGCUUUUUGCUGAGAUAGAAUAUGGUGCAGUUUACCAAGUUGUAUGGAGUUUUAAUUUCUUACAAUCCUCGAAUAAACGCCGCGUUAUUUUGAUUGGAUUCUGAAUGACGUUUAUGUACAUUUUUUUUCCACCAUCUGCGGUGUUCAAUCGAGUAAAUACGGUAUCCUUCCAUAUCAAGUCACAUUUUUCAACAUUAUAUCUAAGUACGAGUUGGGGAAGAAACAAGUAACUACGUUGAAAUUCGCCACUGCAGUAUCUCUAGGGACAAGGACGUUUUCGGCGCUACGAUUCCUGGGGCCGUUUUGAGUCAGUGUCCAGCGUUUUUUUGUCUUGACUGGUUAAUGGUCUCCAAGGUAACCGUUAACCAAUCACAGCUCAUAGGGUAUCACAAUCGAUUUCAUGAAUAUCGCCGGUAGCAAAAACAAAAUUUUCAGCGGGCUUUGGAGAAUUAUUUGAUUCUUUGUAUUUAUUUUAAAGCGAGUUCAA